Molecule: messenger RNA, 2211 nt
Organism: Pseudo-nitzschia multistriata
Lineage: Eukaryota; Bacillariophyta; Bacillariophyceae; Bacillariales; Bacillariaceae
Source: the annotation of a GenBank genome assembly
CUUACCCAUAUCAGUCUACUUCGUCCCAGCUCAAGUAGUUUGUAAAUUUUUUAAAUAAAAAAGAGGAGAGAAAAAGAAAGCCACGAUGAGUAAUCCUAACGCUUCCGCUGCUAGCGGUCUUGUAAGUAAAAUUGAAGGACAGACGUUUACAUGCCGUAUGUUGGGAAUAAACAAUGCCAUGUAGUUCGAGGGUUGUACACACGACCGGGAAUGGUAACGAGAAAGAUAACAAAUGAUUUUAAAACCCCGAUAAUGAUGAUAAUGCCACCGUCAAUCUUGCUCACAUUCAAUUGCGUCUUUUUUGUGCGGGAUGGUUGUCGAUGCAUGAAAUUCAAAUACAUUUUUGUCAACAUAGUUUAUACAAGGAUCUCGAGAAUCCGGGGAGGAUGUAAGAGUGGGAAAUGUAACCGCUGUCGUGGCAUUGGCCAACAUUAUGAAAUCGUCCCUUGGACCGGUCGGUUUGGAUAAAAUGCUGGUCGACGACAUUGGAGACGUGACCAUUACAAAUGACGGAGCCACAAUUCUCGAACAAUUAGAAGUCGAACAUCCCGCGGCGCGCCUGUUGGUAGAUCUGGCACGCCUCCAAGACAAGGAGGUCGGAGACGGGACGACCUCGGUCGUGUUGUUAUCGGCCGAGCUUUUGAAACGUGGUCUAGGAGAUUUGGUUCAAAAACAGGGUCUGCACCCCACAACUAUUUUGGCGGGUUACAGGACAGCACUCAAGGCAGCAAUCGCGUACAUCAAGGAAAGUAUUCUGACCCCUAUCUCGUUACUGGAUUCAAAACACUUGUUGGAGGCUGCAAAAACAAGCAUGUCGUCCAAAAUCAUUGGUAAGGAAGGUAACUUUUUUGCGGAACUGGCUGUCGAUGCUGUCAAAUCGGUAGCUCACACGAAAGAAGUCAGCGGGAAGAAUGGAAUCAGAAAGAAGAAGACUAUUUAUCCAUUGAGCGCUAUCCAUAUUCUCAAGGUACAUGGAAAGUCGUCCUUGGAGUCAUACUUGAUGAAGGGAGGUUUUGUUUUGAAUGCCACGCGAGCAUCUCAGGGUAUGCCCACUUUUUUGGGAGACCCCGACGACGAGACAUCGGAAGUCAAAAUUGCACUAAUCGAUAUGAACUUGCAGCGCCACCGAAUGGCAAUGGGUGUAAACAUUCAAAUCAAGGACCCCAAAGAAAUCGAGCGUAUCAAACAGCGAGAACUAGAUUUGACGAAAGAAAAGAUCCAAAAGAUUCUGGACACUGGAGCGAAAGUAGUCUUGACUACAAAGGGGAUUGAUGAUACCUGCAUGAAAUACUUUGUUGAAGCCGGUGUCUAUUGCGCUCGCCGCUGUCCAAAGGAAGACUUGAAACGGCUUGCCAAGGCCACUGGGGGCCAAGUCGUUAUUACCAUGGCCGAUAUGGAAGGGGAUGAAUCCUUUGACGAAUCGGCACUCGGCAAAUGCAGAGCAAUUCAGGAAACUCGAGUCGGGGAUGGUGAACUUCUCAAAAUUUUUGGAUGCUCAGGAUCUGGAGCGUCGACCAUUGUAUUGAGGGGUGCCAAUGAAUACCUAUUGGAUGAAAUCGAUCGUUCCCUGCACGACUCUCUGUGUGUCAUUAAGCGUAUGUUGGAAUCAAAUUCCCUCGUACCUGGUGGAGGCGCUGUUGAAACAGCUCUCAAUGUUUAUUUGCAAGAAUAUGCCCUUAAAACACUAGAUACUAGAGAGCAACUGGCAGUGGAAGCUUUUGCAGAUGCUCUGUUGGUAAUUCCAAAGACUUUGGCCGUCAAUGCUGCCAAGGAUGGUGCAGAAUUGGUGAGCAAAUUGAAAUCCAUUCAUUCCAAGUCCCAGAGGCCAGAUUGCGAAAACGAUGAUUUAAAGAAUUACGGUCUGGAUCUUGUUAAUGGUGAAAUUCGAGAUAGCUUGGCUGCAGGCGUCGUGGAACCUGCAAUCUCGAAGAUUAAGAGUCUCCGAUUUGCGACAGAAGCCGCAAUCACCAUUCUCAGAAUUGAUGAUAGAAUUCAGAUUAAUCCAACGGAACAACAAUAAUCAAUGCAUAUUAAUGAAAUUUCACUCUUCGCGAUAUCGAUUGAACUAGCAACCCAUAGGAAACUAUUUGUUUUUAACCACCCGGCAGCUAGAUUUGUUUCACUCCACAGUUUUACUUUGAUAAGGUCUUGGUUGUCCCAUUGGUGCCAAUCAGAAAGACGAUGGUUGUGGAAUCAAUGUUCUAGCGACUG